AUGUGUAGCUACAGGAAGACAGCCAAAGAAUUAAUCUGCAUCGUCCUUCUCGCCUGCCUCUCUCGCCGUGGUGUUACCAGUCAACUGAGAGGACCGGAUUCAGCAGCUGUAGUUAUCGGUGGUCAGUUCGUCAUGAAGUGCAACAUCACAAUUCCUCCCGCCGGCCCAUCACCAUCUUCAUCACUGCAUCACGUAAGAGGGAACUUUCAUUGGAGCUGGACAUUCAAUGGGAUGGUCAUUGUGCACGGGCCUGGCUGUCAGUUGAGUAGCUUCGAGCUGGGAAGCAAAUACCAAACCUUAUCAGACAGCCCCUACUCAUGUGACGUUAUCAUUAGCAAGAUUGCCUUCAAUGACGCCGGGAAAUAUGAAUGUUCGGUUGAUGCAUCAGAAGGAGCCAGAGUUAUAUUUCAUUUGGUUGUGCUCGACAGACGAGUCGACUGUUCAACUUCACACGAUGCUGACUCAGUUGUGAACAUGAAAGACCUUGUCAACUUCAAAUGUUCACUCAGAUUCAACGAUACGACCCACGCCAAUGCUCCGCGCCUCGUUUGGAGUCGACCGUCGUUUGACGUCUCCAGAUAUCAAUUCGGACGCGAAAAUGACAACAGCUCCCACAACAGCCACCAUAACAACGAAAGCCACCAACACAACGACCACAACAGUCACAGACACAACGAUCACAACAGCCACAAAAACCACAACAGCCGCAGCAACCACAAGAGCUACAUCACGACCAAGAGCGAGGACGGUGACCAAGAAGACAUUGUCGAGUCGAUGACAAUCCAGAAAUCGGAAACUGAAAGUAUGUCAGAGUUGACGAACACAGUGGAACAGCUGGUGGACUACAAGAAGGUUCCGAUCUUUAAAUCCUUCAGAUGUAGGGCUGCCAUGUUGACCUUGGCAGUGGCCAUGCCCUUCAACUUUUCAUGCUACACCGCUGCCAAACAUCUGCUCUACCCACCUGAAAACGUAACGAUAGUAGCACCCAACAGCCACUACGUCCGCCCAAACGACCAGAUCGCCUGUGUGGCUGUUUGCAAUCCAAGCUGCUCGUACCAGUGGUACUACAAUAAUUAUACUCUUCUGGGUAGGGGGCAAACUUUGCAAGUUGAAAAUUCUGGCAGCUAUAGUUGCCUGGCAGUCAACAUGAUCGAAGGAAAGUAUUCCACCUCUAUGGCUCACACGCACAUCUAUAUAGGUAGGGUAGACGACAGCAUGCCAGUCUUGAAAAUCGUCCUCAUAACGGUCCUCGUCACAUUCCUGGCAAUCCUGACCGUUUACGUCACCGUGUUUUGCACUACGGCCGAUAUGAAAGCCGGAUUCUAUAUUUGA
Messenger RNA from Helobdella robusta, 1332 nucleotides. RefSeq lists its product as hypothetical. The record is from RefSeq and is a predicted model, not a curated record. Lineage: Eukaryota; Metazoa; Annelida; Clitellata; Rhynchobdellida; Glossiphoniidae. Bases 1 to 1332 code for a protein of 443 amino acids. The transcript has 9 exons.